Messenger RNA from Indicator indicator, 1870 nucleotides. It is a transcript of the gene KNOP1, whose product is annotated as lysine rich nucleolar protein 1. NCBI's taxonomy places the organism in Eukaryota, Metazoa, Chordata, Aves, Piciformes, Indicatoridae. The transcript has 5 exons. The record is from RefSeq and is a predicted model, not a curated record. Bases 23 to 1870 code for a protein of 615 amino acids.
GCAAGCAGAAGCAAAUUCAAGAAUGAUAGUAAAGAAAAAGAGAAAAGGUCAUGAGGAACCGGUACAGAAGAAGAGAAAGGUGAAAAGCAGUAGGAGCCAGACUAUCAUUAAAAUUGAGAAAGAUGUUCAAAUUGUCAUUAAAACUGAGGAUGAUGACCAACUUCAGACAAAAACAAAGGUGAAGAAGAAGGAAAAGUUUAAAGAAGAUGAAUGUUUAGACCAAUUAGAACUGAAGAGGAAGAAGAAGAAAAAGAAAAACAAAAAAAAAUUUGAUUCUGAAUUACUGAAAGAAACACGUUCAGAAAGCUUUAAGCAUUUGGAAGGCCAUCUGGAUACAGAACCUCAAGAGGCAUCAGAGGAACAAAUUAAAAUUCUCAAAAAAAAAAAGAAGAAAGUGCAUUGUCAGUCCCCCUUAUCAUUGGAGAAUAAUCAGAGCGGUGAUGUGGAGCUGUCAAGUCAUCAUACAGAUGGUACUAAAGAAAAUGAAUUUGCUUAUAAAAAAAGCAGAAAGAAGGCUGAUUUCAGUUUGGAUGGUGAAGAAACUAAGAAAAAAAAGAAGAAAGUUUUUUUCUUUGAUUUUUCAUUAGAGGGCACCCAGGACAGUGAACAGAAACAGUCUGAAAAUGUUUGUCAAAAAACACACCAAUGUAUUUCACAAGAAAAAGCUUUUAUGGGCCCAAACUGUGCAACAGCUAUGAUCCAGAACGAUGGGGAGAGUUAUGUGAGAAGAAAGAAAAAGAAGAAAAGGAAAGAUAAGUCUGACUGCAUUUCACCACUAGCAGAUAAUCAGUACAGUAUCUGUGAAGUUCCUGAUGGCACCAUAAAAUUAAGUGACAGAAGAAAAAGGCAAAGAACAUUUACAAAUAGAGAGGAAGAAGACACUGCUCAGAACUCUACAAGUAUUAGAGAGGCCAAGAGGGAAAAGAAGAGAAGCAAAGAUGUUUCUUCCAUAACAUAUGAAGAUAAUCCAGAGUACAGUCACAGAGGUGCUGGUAAGCAUCUCCCAGCACAGCAAAAAGUGGAGCUGGAGGAAGAAAAGCUUUCUGGAAAAAAAAGCAGGAAGAAUAUCAAGGAUAAUACAGUCAGCAAGAAAAAAAAGAAGAAGAUGGAGAAAGAGGAGGAGGAAACAACAUACUCAAAAGUUUAUUUAACCAAUGACAGUGCAUUUAAAAGACAAAAAACAACAGUAUUAGAAAGCAAUAAAAAGGAUAAAGAGAGUGAAAUGAAGCAAGCCCAAUAUGUCACAGGGGACACUGUAGAUGGGCUAUUAUGCAAUAGUAAUCAUAUGGUCUGUGACAGGAAAAGCAAAAAAAGAAGAAAAGAAGCACCACAGGACUGUGCUAAAGAGCCAGGUUCAAAUGCAAAUACAAAAAAGAUUAAAAAAGAAGACAUGGGAAAUGAGACACUGGGACAUGUGGAUGAUGUAACAAUUGUGCAGGAAAAAAAAGGAAACUGUGAUGAAGUUAACAUAGACAAGGUGAGGCGGCAGGCUCUGCAAGAAGAAAUUGAUAGAGAAUCUGGCAAAACAAAGGCGUUCAGCCCCAAAGUGGAACGGGAUCCAAUAUUGGGCCAGUGGAGCACAGCUACUUUUCAAAGCUCCGAAAAAGAAAUGAAGUUUUUUAGACUGAUGGGUGGCUUGAAAAGGGGCUCUUCUGUGCCUAUGCAAAAUCUCUCAGCAACUACAAACAAAGCAAACAUGGCUCUGAACAAGGAAGGGGAAGAGAAGUUACAGCAGGCUCUGAAGAUGGAAUUUGAUAAAGCAAUGAACUUGAAGCAACAUAGAGGAGCUGGUCUUGGAUUUCAACCUACUGCCAACAAAAAAGUACACAUAGACAAAUAUACAACUAGAUCUAUAAAGUUUGAAGAUUAA